AUGAAUAGCAGUAUGAAUACCAUCCUCUGCGCAUGCGUACUGUGGAUUUGUGUGACAAUUUCUACAUCAGGUUAUGUGAAACGUGGCACAUUGGGGGAGUGUGUAAGAGUCUGUCAUCCACAUCAUCCCACAUGGAUAAAAAAAAUGUUCCGGUAUUGUAUAGUGGAGGAUGAUUGCGUGUACUGCAAAUACUAUGGAUGUCCAGAACUAAAGGAAUGUAAAAGGAGAAGGGUUGUCGUCCCCCCAGAACCAACUCUUGAUAGAAACUGCAUGAUAUGUCCAGGUACUUGUGUGUAUGCUGGCAAGAUAUUUAACAGGAGGGACAGGUUUAAGGCAGUGGAUGGUGUUAAUGAAUGCCAAUGUCAGAAUGUAGGAAAGGUGCGCUGUUCAAAAAAACCAAACCCUUCACCGAGAAAAUUUUGUGGCGUGUGA
Ylistrum balloti is the source of this 432-nucleotide messenger RNA. RefSeq lists its product as uncharacterized. The record is from RefSeq and is a predicted model, not a curated record. The transcript is spliced from 3 exons. NCBI's taxonomy places the organism in Eukaryota, Metazoa, Mollusca, Bivalvia, Pectinida, Pectinidae. The coding region runs from base 1 to 432 and encodes 143 amino acids.